AUGGAAGCCGUUGCUGAACUUUACGGAAGCUAUCGUCAAGAAUUGGAAACAGCGAUGGAAGGAUUACGCCAGCGUGGUCAAGCGUUCGGAGAGUCAGCACCUCAAUACAUCGAAGACACAAAAAGCCAGAUAGAACCACAAACACAGGAAAUUAUUGAUGCGGUACAGGAUACGAGUGCAGUCUCUACACCUCAAAGAGCAGUGAUCGAAGUGUUCGCAUGGUCAUCUGUAAUGGUCUUUUUCGCAAACGUUGGCGUUGGAUUUGGUUCAUACAUAUUUGGGCCUAUUAUAUCCAUUUUUAUUGGGAAAUUUGGUGCUACAUUGGCUGCAUUCGUUGGAAUUCCUCUCUAUGCUCACUACGAAAUCAAACAUUCUGGCGGCUCUGACGUGAAUAUUCGCCUUGAAUUGUUGUCAUUAGCGGUUUUGCAAGGAGUGCUCACUGGAUUCGUUAUCGACAGUCUCUAUUUGAGUGCUACACCGUUUGCCGUGCUCACACCGGCAAUAGUUACAGUAUCAUUCGCGUCAAUCGCAGCUUCAGCUCAAGGAAAUCGUGUGACAUUGCUAGGCGGUUCGGUUGGUGCAGCCGUUGGAGUCAAUUUCUUGAUCGGUUUGAUCACCGGGAAUUUGACGUUCGUCUACUUUUUGUUGACGCUCACGUACGCUGGAAUUGCAGCAGUGACAAUGCAGCUUGUUUUCAAACAUAUUCAAGGCGAGGCAAAGGGUCAUGUAUACCAAAAUGUGCUAUCAUGCAGUUUCAUUAUUGCGAAAGGAAUGUUCUUCCUACUGUUCGGAUCGUACAAUCCAGAAGACGUGCAAGUGCAACAAGACCGCCAAUCGAAAUAA
This is a messenger RNA of Necator americanus (New World hookworm), 843 nucleotides long. RefSeq lists its product as uncharacterized. The transcript has 5 exons. Lineage: Eukaryota; Metazoa; Nematoda; Chromadorea; Rhabditida; Ancylostomatidae. Bases 1 to 843 code for a protein of 280 amino acids. The record is from RefSeq and is a predicted model, not a curated record.